Molecule: messenger RNA, 2015 nt
Organism: Dendrobium catenatum
Lineage: Eukaryota; Viridiplantae; Streptophyta; Magnoliopsida; Asparagales; Orchidaceae
Product: alpha-1,3-arabinosyltransferase XAT3
Exons: 6
Coding region: 149-1882 (577 amino acids)
Molecular function (GO): glycosyltransferase activity
Source: RefSeq, a predicted model, not a curated record
ACGUUAGCAUCCGGAUGGCGUGAGGCAAUCAAGAACCUUAUAAUGCCUUCAGAACCUCUCAACUUUCCUACUCUCAAACACACAGAUAUAAAUAGAACUUAGCACAGAGAGCUCGGCCAAGUAGAAGAAAGAGAAAGCUAAAAGAGAAAUGAAGCAAACGUCAUACAGCAGCUUUCGCCGGAUCAAGGCGGAGAAGCUCGGCCGUUCUGCUGUCUGUACUUGCUUUCUUAUUACUGUCUUCUUCAUCACGAUAAUUAAGCAAAGCUCUCAUCCCUUACCGUUAUCAAGUUUCCAGCUAUCGGUGAGGACCAACUUGCCUUGUUCGAAGGUGAAGGAAUUUCAAUUAGGAAGCUUUACUAAGCUACGAGGCAAUGAAAGUAUAGUGUCAAAACAAGUCACUUAUCCAAAGAACUCCAUAGGAGAACAGAUGCUACAAGGCAAUGAAACUGAAACCUUAUCACUAGAUCUGGAAGAAAAUAAUCAAGUUAAUGUAAAUAUUAAGGUGAUAGAAGUACAUCAAAUUGCAAAUCAGAAGCAAGAGAAGGUUCACACCUUUGCAAGCAGAUCUGAGGAGCAAAACUACAUAAUUUCAAGCAGUGAUCAAGAGAAGAAUAAACUGAGUGGAAGUAAAUACACAUCACAAAAGAACUAUCCACAGCAUAACCACCCAAUAACGAAUAGUUCCCAAGUUCAAAAGCACAAAAUCAGAAGUGAUAUUGGUCAAGAAGGCAAGAUAAUCUGUGAUUUUUCGGAAGCCAGAUCUGAUACCUGUUCCAUGUUUGGUGAUAUAAGAGUGCAUAGUAGCUCCUUCACCAUCUUUGUAGCUAUGUCCUCUCAAUCUCCCUUUCCCUUGGAAAACUAUACGCACACUAUAAAACCUUAUGCCAGGAAAUGGGAACCACAGUCAAUGAAGAACAUCAAAGAAUUAAGGCUAAAAACAUUAACAGGCCUUCAACAAAAUCUCACUUGUAAUAUAAACCAUGCAGUUCCUGCCAUCAUCUUCUCUACAGGUGGAUUUCUAGGCAAUUUCUUCCACGACUUCACUGAUGUUCUGAUCCCACUCUUUGUCACCUCUCGCCAAUUCAAUGGGAAUGUUCAGUUCCUUGUAACUGACUUCAAUGCUAAGUGGAUCAAUAAGUACAGACCAAUUCUACAAGGCCUUUCCCGCUUUGAGAUCAUUAAUAUGGACAUACAGAAGAUUAUCCAUUGCUUCCCUUCCGUUCAUGUUGGUCUAAAAAGCCACAAAGUCCUUGGUAUCUAUCCUUCGAAGACUCCAAAAGGCUAUACUAUGUUUGACUUCAAAAAUUUUCUCAGAGAAAUCUUUUCACUUAAAAGGGGUUCUAUAGUUCAGAAGAAAUCAAGAAGAAAGCCAAGAUUACUGAUGAUACUAAGAAAAGGAUCAAGAUCAAUAAUGAAUGAAAAAGAAGUAAUCGUGAUGGCUCGAAGAAUUGGUUAUAAGGUGAUCACUGCAAGACCAGAAGAGAUGAAGGAAUUGCCAAAGUUUGCUGAUAUUGUGAAUUCAUGUGAUGUGAUGAUGGGAGUUCAUGGGGCUGGGUUAGCUAAUAUGGUGUUCCUUCCAGAGAAAUCAACAGUGAUUCAAAUAAUUCCAUUGGGAGGUUUAACAUGGGCUUGUAGACAUGACUAUGGUGAGCCUGCUCCAGAAAUGGGGAUUAAGUAUUUGGAAUAUGAGAUUACAGAUAAUGAAAGUUCAUUAAUAAAACAGUACCCAAGAGAUCAUGCAGUCUUCAAGGAUCCUUUUUCAAUCCAUAGGCAAGGUUGGAAUCAGUUAUGGUCUAUCUUUCUAGACAAACAGAAGGUCAAUAUUGAUGUUGGGCGAUUUAGGGGUUUGUUGUUGGAGGUUUAUCAUUCUAUCAAACAAUAGACAGUGGGUAUUUCAUCUAUUUCUCAUCAUUAUAUUUUUACAUGAUCAAAGUUGUAAAGAAUAAUUGCCUGCGUUCAUAUCAAGGAAUCUUGUUACAUAUGAAAGCUAAUUUUGAUAAUUUUAUCAAAGAAGA